AUGUUUGGCCGCGAUAUUUUCAAGGACCCUAUCGACACGAGGCCGCCGCCCUCAACGUUCGAGGUCCGAGAAGACCAUCCAGUAUCUAGGCUGGGAAUCAAGUCCCAGAUGCCACUUCAAACCAACAAAUUCUACGCCAAUUUCUUUCUAGGAGAUCAGCGAGGACCUACAUAUACAUUCCCAUACUCCAUAGCAUGGGCUGCUGGAAAAGGUGUAUCUGGUAGCUGGGGAAUGUCGUGCUCGCAUAUUGAGGCAAAGCAAAGAGUUUUCGGAAAGGAGAAACUGCACGGAGCUUCGGCGUACUUCAUCAACCCUGUUGGCAUUGAAUCGAUGGUUAUCUCUGCCAAGGAACUUGGUAAAAGUUCUACCCUAACAAUCGACAGUAUGACGGCCUUCUCAGCCAGAGUCCAUCUAAGUAAAGAUCAGGAGACACCACCCGCAAUAUCGUUCCCCCUAGUCCAAGGAAUGCCCUACAUUACUGCCGAAUUCAGUGAAACAAUACCACUGAUACAGUCUGGCGUCUUUUUCAAGACGGUGACUCGAGUUUCGAAAAACCCAAAGAAGAAUAUGGCGAAAUUCAACUUCAACCUAGAAGAUGGAUCAACUUGGAGGGUAUACGCUUGGAGAACCAAAGGAGAGGAUCUGGAUAUGCAGGUAGUCAAUAAUGGAACUGCGGAAGCCAAGAGUCCGUUCACUGGCGUGCUUCAGAUUUGCAAGGACCCUCUGACACCUGGAUCCGAAGAAGUCCUUGAUGAUGGCGCUGGGAUCUACCCCAGAACGCUGACUCUUUCUGGAUCAUCGUCUGGAAAUAAAGGGACAUAUAAAUUCGAGUACCAGAAGGAUGGCCACGAUACAGGGAGUCUCUACAUGUUCGCCCUUCCGCAUCAUAUAGAAUCCUUUCACGAGGAUACCAGGAAGAGAAUCCAGAGCACAAAGCUACAAUCUACCACGAAAGGAAUAGCGACCCUCGUGAAAGGAACACAGUGGACUAUGGUCGAGCCACAGAUGCCAGUUGAAAUGGAUUUUGCGCCCUGGCAUCCGGAGAAGGGAAGCAUCAAGACACUGUCGGAAGACGCAAAGAGUCUGAUUAAAGCUGCAGCAGCCUCCGAGCUGGGACAGAACAUGAUUGCACAGUCUAAUUUAGACUCCAUGUAUUUCAGUGGGAAGGCUCUUGCGAAGUUUGCGUUGAUUCUCUACGUGAUCAAUGAUAUGCUAGAGGACCAGGCACUUGUCAAGAAAGGUCUUGGGCAACUCAAAGCAGCCUUCGGUACCUUUGCCGCGAACAAACAAAAGUUUCCUCUGCUGUAUGAAAAGGCUUGGGGUGGGGUCGUUUCUUCUGCAACCUACGCCACUGGUGACACGGGCGUUGAUUUCGGCAACACCCUCUACAAUGACCAUCAUUUCCAUUACGGGUAUCAUAUUCUUGCAGGAGCAAUAAUUGCCCAUAUUGACCCGGAAUGGCUCCCUCAAAUAAAGGAGUAUGUUGAUGUUCUCGUCCGCGAUGUUGCGAAUCCAAGUUCCAAAGAUCAUCACUUUCCAAUGUGGAGAAGCUUCGACUGGUACCACGGCCAUAGCUGGGCGCAUGGGCUCUAUGCGGCCAUGGAUGGCAAGAAUCAAGAAUCCAGUUCCGAAGAUAUGAUGCACGCCUAUGCCCUCAAGAUGUGGGGGAAGGUAACCAAGAAUGCACAUCUGGAGGCAAGCCUCCGGCACUACUAUUUAUACCAGGCGAACAAUAAGGUGCAACCGCCUCAAUUCAUUGGGAACAAGGUAGCUGGGAUUCUGUUUGAAAACAAGGUUGACCACACGACUUUCUUCUCGCCUGAUAUCGAGUGUAUUCAGGGCAUUCAUAUGAUCCCCAUCCUUGCGCCGACACCAUUCAUACGGGGCCAGGACUUUGUUCAAGAGGAAUGGAACAUGUUUUUCAGCGACGGGCGGAUUGACGAAAUUCGCAACGCGUGGAAGGGGAUCAUAUAUGCCAGCUAUGCCACUGUUGACCCAAAGAAAGCUUGGGAAUUCUUCUCAUCAAAGGAGUUUGACCCGCACUGGAUCGAUGGAGGAGCAUCACUAACCUGGUUUCUGGCAUUCUCUGCAGCAUUGGGAGAGAUAUGA
Molecule: messenger RNA, 2109 nt
Organism: Clonostachys byssicola
Lineage: Eukaryota; Fungi; Ascomycota; Sordariomycetes; Hypocreales; Bionectriaceae
Source: the annotation of a GenBank genome assembly